Messenger RNA from Phyllopteryx taeniolatus (common seadragon), 1695 nucleotides. RefSeq lists its product as uncharacterized. The record is from RefSeq and is a predicted model, not a curated record. NCBI's taxonomy places the organism in Eukaryota, Metazoa, Chordata, Actinopteri, Syngnathiformes, Syngnathidae. The coding region runs from base 508 to 1374 and encodes 288 amino acids. The transcript has 10 exons.
ACAGGGGCGGACUACCAUGAGGCUCGGCGAGGCCGCCAAAUACAGGGGAGGGGGCUGUGGCCCCGGGCAUCUCAACGGGCUUUGGUGGGCAUCUCUGAGCCCCUCCCAGAUGACCAAGCUUCUCUAAGGUAGACCCCAGGAAACCUGCAGGGGAAACUCCUUUCACUCACUUGUAUCCACGAUCUUGUUCUUUUGGUCAUGACCCACGGCUUGGGACCAUAGGUGAGGGAAGGAACCUAGAAAGAUCCGCCCAUGGUCCUAUAUGAAUGAAAUUGACUUAAUUGAUUUCAAGCGCUGGUUUUAGACUAAAGGAAAUGAUCUCAUGUUGGUGCGAUCAGUGAGCAGAACGAGCAACUACAUCCUGUGUCUUUGCAGCCUUAGCUCACUUCCUGAAAGUGAGACCGAAAGCGCGCUGCGAGCGUCGUGUGAGUCAAAAUAUAAGCUAUUAAACGGGCAGAGGAGCUUUCUGGGAAGGUUGCACGAUAUCUUGGUUCAACUGCAACGAAGAUGAGCCCUCGAUUCUUCUUCCUCGUUUUAGCGGCAGCUUCUGUAUGCCGAGGACAAAACCAAACCGCAACAUCGAGGAACCGCACGUCAGAUGCUCUCUCUACGUUGGGGACCCCCCCCAUGGACACCUCAACCCCAACGGCGCUGUACCAUCACAACCGGACGUCCCCAAAUCAACCCGGUGUGCCGUCAACUGCAACGGCACAAACAGCCGGGACCGAAGGACCAACCACAACAGUGAGCCACGAACUCCAUGAUCCCAGUGAGCGGAAGCCCACAACGCCAGCGGAGGAGGACCUGGUUUCCACAACAGCUCCGAGUGUCACAACAGCGGCGGCACCCGUGGGCGGCCAUGAUUCCUGGGGUUACAUCCUCCUGGUGCUGCUGCUCCUGGUGAUCAUCAUCCUUCUCGUCAUCCUCUACCUGCUGAGGAAGGCGUCCCGGACGUACUCGUUUGACCUCCAACGUCCGGCUCCUGGCAAUCACGGGGGGGGGCCUGCAGGCGACUUUGAGGCCUUCUCCCUGGAUAACCAAGGCCAAGCGACUCCCUGUGACCGUUCCACAUCUCCAGCGGCCAACGGCACGGCUCCACAAUCAGAGGAGCACGCACCGCAAGAGGCGGCGCACGUAAACCACUCGAAGGCUUCCGACAUCGGAGACUCCUACCCGGCGAUCCUCGACGACUCGCUCGAGAAGUCUGAUCCAUCGGACGCCGCUCAGGAGGAGCGUGACAAAGCUGACAGCAGCCCACCUGGUUCCAGCGGCUUGUUAGCUGAAAAGGACCUGAAUGAGCCAUUGCGGUUGAAACCGCUCUUCGCUUCCCCAGGAACUUCCUCGUCCUCCUCUUCUGCUUCCUAUUUGGACUGAGCUUUGAGGAGGCUUUUCAUUCAUCUGUCUAUGCCAGCGACAUAUAGUGACAAGGGGAACAUUUAAAUGCUUUUCCACUAGAAGGUACAACUGAUCUACCUGUUGCCAGUCAUACAACAGAAUAAUAGCUUUGUGUUUAAUGAAACGGGCCCAGAUUUCACACUCAGUAAUAAAUUUGAGUCAAACAAGACAAUAUCAUCGUUACAUCAGUAUGUGGGGGUUUUGUCACGUGCCGUGAUAUUUGGCUCAAUAAAGGUUGGAAAACACUUCUCUUUUGUUUUAUAUUACAGUAAACGAUUUCAAAGGGACUCUGUUAGUUAG